Molecule: messenger RNA, 2341 nt
Organism: Leguminivora glycinivorella
Lineage: Eukaryota; Metazoa; Arthropoda; Insecta; Lepidoptera; Tortricidae
Product: smad nuclear interacting protein 1-like
Exons: 5
Coding region: 1-837 (278 amino acids)
Biological process (GO): miRNA processing
Cellular component (GO): nucleus
Molecular function (GO): mRNA binding; protein binding
Source: RefSeq, a predicted model, not a curated record
AUGUUACACCCCUGUAUGUUGUGUUGUCUCAUCGCGAUGGGAGCAGUCAAGAAGCCCAGACCCGCGUUACAAGAGCCAAGAGCGGCGCCGGCUCGAGGAGCGCAGCAAGUCCGGGCCCCGCGAGGACCGGGAGGAGCGCCCGCGCGAGCGCCCGCCGACUCCAAACCCCCCAGGGAUAGGAAGACCAGAUUCACAAACGUCGACGAAAAGGAUUACAGCUGGGGCAAAACAGAAGCGGGCAAGGAAGCGGCCGCGCCCGGAGACAAGGAGAAACCGAACUUCGGUCUGUCGGGCAAACUCACGGCCGAGGCCAACACCGUCAACGGGGUCGUCAUCAAGUACUCCGAGCCUGAUGACGCCAAGCAGCCAAAGAGGCGGUGGAGAUUCUAUCCCUUCAAAGGCGACAAGGCUCUCCCGAUCCUAUACAUCCACCGGCAGUCGGCCUUCCUGAUCGGGCGCGACAAGAAAGUAGUAGACAUCGCGCUGGAGCACCCCUCCAUCAGCAAGCAGCACGCCGCGCUGCAGUACCGCUGCACGCCCUUCACGCGCGCCGACGGCUCGCAGGGCCGCCGCGUGAGGCCCUACGUCAUAGACCUGGAGUCCGCAAACGGCACAUUCGUGAACAACAAGAAGAUCGAACCGCGUCGCUACAUCGAGCUCCUAGAACGCGACGUGGUCAAGUUCGGUUUCUCUGCACGCGAGUACGUUCUACUCCACGAGAACAGCAAGGACGAUGCCCAAGAUGACGACAACCAGGAGCCCGCGGGAGUCACCACUACUGACCAGAUCAAGAGGGAGAAACGCGUCAAGCAAGAAGUGGUCGAGGACGGGGAAUAAGGUUAUGUUUUAUGUUAGUGCCUGUCAUAUUAUACACAAUACAAUGAAAAGUACAUGCUACACCACGAAAAUAACAGAGAUGACGCGCAAGAUGACGAUAACCAGGAGCCUGUGGCAGUCAUCACUACUGACCAGAUCAAGAGAGAGAAACGCGUCAAGCAGGAGGUGGUCGCGGAUGGAGAACAAGGUUAUGAUUUAUAUUACUGUCUCUCUUACACAAUAUAGUGAAUAGUACAUGCUACCCCAAGAAUACAGUAAAAAUGACGCGCGAGACGAUAACCGGGAGCCCGCGAAAGUCACCACUAUAGGAGAUGGUUCAGGACGCAGAAUAAGAUUAGAUUAUGUUUAUUGUUACUACCAUACACGUAAAAUGAAACUUAGUACGGCUACAUUAGCUAAGAUGUGAAUCUAACGAGAAAUGUGAAACGCGGAAUUUAUGUCCUAAAUCUAAUUUGACGUGUUUCAUUUGUCAAAAUGUUUAAGAUUGCUAUCAAAUAGUUUUACUACCCUAAUUCUUAUUUUUUCGCAAAAUUUCUUUGAAACCAUAAUUAUAUGCGUUUUUCCAAAAUGUUUACUAUAGGUAAAUUAGAAUGAAGAGGCGUACAAUUGGUUUUGAAAGAAAAUACAUAUUGCCUUUGCUAAGGGUUUCACAUCUUAUAAGCAUAACGUUUGAAGUUUAGUGUCAUGACAAUAGUGCGAGUGAAUUAAUGUUGAUUAUCAUAAACCAGGGACAUCUAUUGUUUCCCCAGAAAAGAAAAUAAUUAUACUUUCAAAUGAAUUGAAUUUGACAAACCUAUUUCUCUGUUAUAUAACUUAUAUAAAUGUGCAUAUAAUCUAAUAUUAAUGAUUCUUCAAUACCACAAAGCCAGAAAUUAAAAAAAAAUCGACUGACUUCGUGGAAUUUAAUGUUAUGCAGCUUCACUGCAGUUCGGAUACCUUUUAUCGAGCAGAAAGUGUUCAAGUAGCAUACUUAAUAUGAUUGUGCAAGGCAUAAAUGUAACUAAAACAACUUUCAUAAAAAGAAUACUAUUUCGGAAAGUAGUGUACAUACUUUAUUUCUCACGGAAUAACAACAGGUAGAUAUAUUUUUCUCAUUGCUGAAAUUUUAUGAUUAUAUUUUUUAAUUAGAGAAUGUCCGUGAUAAAUAAAGAUAUUCUUUGUAGCUAUAUAACUGGAUAUUGUUAGAGUAUUCCAUGACGUUCUCUUAGGAUAAAGCCUAACUGGUAAUAUCUCAAUGGAAGGCUCUACGGUCCGGCGCAAUAGUACCCACUAGUUAGAUUUAAGAAAAUCAUAGGCGGUGCUGUAACAGUACGCCGCUCCUGUUAUGUCUAGGAGCCUGUGACAUUUCAAUUAGUUCCAUUAUAUUGUUAUUUACCUACUGGUAUUUGAUGUACAUAUUUAUUAUGUAUAACUACUAUACCGUGGCCAACUUUAGGCUCUAUUGUCGUUAUAUUUAUCGUAAUCAUCAUAAGUAAAUUUUAAAUAAAAUAAACGUCUAGACGAA